Ictalurus furcatus (blue catfish) is the source of this 5387-nucleotide messenger RNA. It is a transcript of the gene arhgef2a, whose product is annotated as Rho guanine nucleotide exchange factor (GEF) 1a. The record is from RefSeq and is a predicted model, not a curated record. NCBI's taxonomy places the organism in Eukaryota, Metazoa, Chordata, Actinopteri, Siluriformes, Ictaluridae. Gene Ontology annotation, biological process: cell morphogenesis; regulation of Rho protein signal transduction; positive regulation of neuron differentiation. Gene Ontology annotation, cellular component: cytoskeleton; ruffle membrane. The coding region runs from base 540 to 3419 and encodes 959 amino acids. Gene Ontology annotation, molecular function: microtubule binding; guanyl-nucleotide exchange factor activity. The transcript is spliced from 22 exons.
GCAGCGUGUAAAGAUAGCGAAAAAGUAGACCAUGCACAUUUAAUUUAAUAUGUGUAACAUUUGAAUGCUAUGCCAAGUAACAUUUUAAAAUAGCAGCACACAAAAUCCGUCUUCGUAUCAAUUUGUAAAACAAAUGAAUAAAAUAAAAGAGGAGAUUGUGAGUUUCUUUUACGACUACGUUUAUACAUUAAGCAAGCCCAUGUGGAGUUGCGAGCCCUAGUUUGGGAACUGCUGUAGUAGGAGGAGGUGGAGGAGCAGUAGGAGUAGGAAUAGUAGGAGUAAUGGACUGGUAGUAGUAGUAAAGGGAUUCUUAGUAGGAGGAAUAGUAGGAGUAGAGUUAGUAGUAGCAGGAGGAGCACUAGCACUUAAUUUUUUUUUUCCAUAUAGCUGCUGGGGUGAUUGAUCCCUCAAGUGGUGUCAUGUUGCAUAUUUUGGUUUUAACCCAACCUAAAUAUGUACGAUCAUUUAAACAAGCCAAUAUGGUGUUGAUCUGAGGUGUGAAAUAACCUUAGAGCAUUUUUAAAUGUUUCAACACUCUUAUGCUUCUUUGCCUCAGUCUAGACCGUGAGCUGUCCUCACUUCAUUGGGAGGCUGGGAGAGAGACGAAAGGAGAAAGCGAUGAGGAUAAAGAGGAGGUUGCAGGCAAUGCUUUCGUCCGAACGUUUAGCUUCCUCUACAAGAUGACCUCCAGUCGGAAGAAUAAGGAAAAAGAGCGGAUGCGGGAGAGAGAACGAGAGGCGCGAGAGAGGGAGGCGCGCUACACAAACGGCCACCUCUUUACCUCCCUCACCGUGAGCGGCACCACUCUCUGCUCCGCCUGCAACAAGAGCAUAACCGCCAAGGAGGCCCUCAGCUGCCCUACCUGCAACGUCACCAUCCACAACCGCUGCAGAGACUCCCUGCCCAACUGUGCCAAAAUGAAACAACGGCAACAGAAGCUGGCACUGAUGCGCAACAGCUCGUCCUACAGUGGAACAGUGACACUGCGGAAUAAGACACAUUUGAAAGAGCGUCCAAGCUCAGCCAUCUACCCCUCCGACAGUCUGCGCCAGUCACUGCUGGGUUCCCGCCGUGGACGCUCUUCCCUCCUGCUGUCCAAAAGCGUAUCUACUAAUAACAUUGCCGGGACACUGAGUGAUGACUCUCCCUUGGGGCUGCGCAGGAUCUUGUCUCAAUCCACAGACUCGCUAAACUUCAGGAGCAGAACCAUGUCUAUGGAAUCACUCAACGAUGAAGGGGAGGUAUACUAUGCCUCAGUGCUGGAGGAGCUAGAGAUCGAGGGGCGGGACUUUGAGGCGGACUCUUGGAGCAUGGUGGUUGACUCCGCCUACCUACAGACUCACCGCAAAGAUAUCAUCAAGAGGCAGGAUGUCAUCUAUGAACUGAUCCAGACAGAGCUGCAUCACGUGCGCACGCUGCGCAUCAUGGAUGGAGUUUUCCGGCGGGGCAUGCUGGACGAGGUGCAGCUGGAGCCAGGCGUCGUUCACGCGCUUUUCCCCUGUCUGGAGAAGCUUCUUGUGUUACAUACUCGCUUCCUCACACAGCUGCUCAACCGCCGGCUGCACUGCCUGCAGCCUGACAGCACACACAACUUCACCAUCAGCCGCAUCAGCGACCUCCUUAUGCAGCAGUUUUCAGGUCAGUGUGCUGAUGAGAUGAAGAAGACUUAUGCUGAAUUCUGCAGCGGUCACUUGAAAGCUGUAAAACUGUAUAAAGAGCUACUGGCUAGAGACAAGAGACUGCAGUACUUCAUCCGGAGGGUGAGUCGAGGUCCUCUGUUGCGUCGUCACGGUUUCCAGGAGUGCAUUUUGCUGGUCACCCAACGCAUCACUAAGUAUCCUGUACUGGUGCAGCGCAUCCUCGACAAUACCAAGGACAAUCCAGAGGAGGAGGCAGGGCUGAAACAGGCUCUCACACUACUGCGAGAUCUGUUGAACGGUGUGGAACAGCAGGUGCUGGAACUAGAGCGAACGCAGCGGCUGCAGGAGAUCCGCUCCAGACUGGACCCUCGCUCUCAGGCCAAGAUGCGCUCAGACGCCAUGUUCAGACCUGCUGAGCUCCUGCGCAGACAGCUCAUCCAUGAAGGCACACUGCUGUGGAAAACACCCAGCUCCAGACUUAAGGAUGUUCAAGUUCUCCUCAUGACUGAUGUACUAGUGUUCCUGCAGGAGAAAGAUCAGAGAUACAUCUUUGCCAGUUUGGAUAAGUCGGCAGUAGUUUCACUACAGAACCUGUUGGUCAGGGACAUAGCCAAUCAGGAGCGAGGGUUGUUCCUCAUCAGUAGUGAGUUCAGCCCACCUGAGAUGUACGAGCUGCAUGCAGCUUCUAAAGAUGACCGAAACACCUGGAUACGGCACAUACAGCAAGCUGUCAGCAGAUGUCCCUCAAGAGAAGAAUUCCCACUAAUUGAGACAGAGGACAAGGCCCUGUUGCGAAGACUCAAAGCUGAUAUCCAGCAGAAAGACAGGGAAGUCUUGGAGCUGCUGCAAGAGCGAGUGACACUGUUCUCCGAUCUGGCUGAGGUCAUGUGUGGACAAGAGCUUGUGCUGCCACCCAACUCCAGGAACCUGUUCAGAGCUGACACACCUCAGGCACCUCGAGGAGAACAGUUACUCACACAAGCCAUUACUGAGGUGGACAGACUGACUGAGCUGUUGUUAGGCUCUGGUUCUGGCAUCCCCUUGGCCUGCACUAUCAAUGGUCACCACAAUUGCACAGGGGCGCUGUUGAUAAAUGGACAGGAGGUGUUAGUCAAUGGUUCACAGGAGACAGCAGCUUCUCAGGAUGGAAAUGGGAAUCAGCUGGAGGACAAGACACCAAGUGAGGAAGUCUCUCAGCGACUGGUGAAUCUCAGCGCUCAGCUCCAUGCACUGCAGGGUGCAGUGAUUCGGCAGGACUCCAUCGUAGAGUUUUGCGCACGCGAGGGUGGUACAUCUCGAAGCCGCCCGGGGCGGUCUCUCUCACGUGAAGGAACCGGCGAAGUGGGGACAGCGGGCGAGCUGGCACUGCUUCAGCGCCAACACAGCCUCCUGCAGGAGGAGCUCGUACGCCUCAGAGGAGCUGAAGGAAGGCUCAAAGACAGCGAGAAGGCACGGGCCCAGCUCGAAAAACAACUACGAGGACUGAAGUCCAACAGCGCUGCCCUUGGGGAAAGCACAGGGCAUGCCCAGGCUCUACUACAUCGCAAAGGGAGUGAAACUGACCCAAACACCGACACGCCACUGGCCAGUCAGGCGUCUAUGGAGCAGACAGACGGUCAGCAGGACGGCAGUGACAUAGACGUAGAUGUGAUCUCAGACGAUGACGAUGAUGAAGACUUGAAGGUGUCCCCCCGUUCCGAGAGUCCUAGAGAUUUGCAAGACAUUCCUGAGGAGAGUGAGUCAUCUGCAGAAGCUCGAGAACAUGCUUCACACUGCUAAUGCUCAUCUGCUGCCCAGAACAUAGAACUUGACCCUAGAGUAGCUAAAUGGGACAGAUGCUACUCUGCUGAAGCACAAGACUCUAUGAGCAAGUCUUCCUCUGAACUUCAAGGGAAGAACAUACAGCUGUCAAUAUUAUUUUAACCAUUUACUGACCUUGUUUCACAACUUUUUGUGGCAUAUUAUUUGACAUGUCUUCUUCUUUUUAUUUUUAAUCCAGUCAUUUUGAUAUCAGUGGACCAAUAAGCGAAUGCCAAAGCAGCUUGAUUGUCUGCAAAUAGCAGGACUUGAUAUUGCAUGAAAAUUUAGAUAUUAUAUGAACACCUUCAUCAACCAAACUUCAGGAUGUACUUGCUAAAGACACAAAGAUACUGUAACGUGAGACAAAACAUACAUACAAACCAGUUAUGCUUCAAUAGUGAAAUAGUCGUGUGUGUUGCAAACGUUUACUUUUUCGCUCUUUAUUUGUAAUUUAUUUAUUCUUCUUUUGCUGACAGAAAUAUUUCUUUGAUAAACAUUUCAAGCACAUGCUAAAAGAAGCCAUAACCUGGACGAAAAAAACUUCUGUGGAAGUAAAAAAAAAAAGUAAAACAAUGUUUUUACUACACUGAGUUAUUACAGGUUUACGUAAGCAUGAGUACUUUAGUAAGAUUUAUAUAUUUUUGCUGUUAUUUUGUUUUAGUUCACAGGAGAUGAUUCACUGAACCCAGAUAGAGGUGUUUCAUUUAUUUAUUUAUAUAUAUAUAUAUAUAUAUAUAUAUAUAUAUAUAUAUAUAUAUAUAUAUAUAUAUAAAAUAGAAUAUAGAACAUUGCUAAUUAUUUCAAUAUUGGCUGCUUCUUUGCGUUUUUUUCUUUGUACAUCUAUGUUUUAGUUUUGAAUUGUACAAUUUAAGAGUGCCAUAAUCGCUUGUCUGUACAGGUGAAGUGUCUUAAGCUCUGAUUUCAGGAAACAAAAUACAGAAAUUAUUGUAUGCUUUAAAAUGUUUCGGUUUACUUAUGAAUGAAAGAAUUUGUAUGGAAAAAUUGAGAAAUAUUGAAAUGUUUUAAUAUUGUUCAAAGUGACUACUAUUAUAACUCAAGAUUAUUGUUAUGGAUUUCAGAAUUAAAGUCUAUGAACUCAAAUAGUGAUGCACAAUACACCAAUACAAUGUUUCUGAAUAAGUUACUUAUCAUUUACUUGCUCUUAUUGGAUCUUUUGUUAGAGAACUGCUCACAGUUAAAGGUCAAACUACUAAUGGAAUGCUGAACAUUCAUGGAAAUAGAGCAAGGUUGAAUAAUACUGCCAGAUUACAGUUAGGUUGGAUCCCUACUUCACAUGCCCACAUGCUUUAUUAUUCACAUACUGGUAACAGCCAGCCCUGGUGGAUGCUGGGUAAAGAAGUGAAAACCAUCUGUUGAAAUCUAGAACUGUCAUUUUAAUCCACAGCAUAAUGUCAGGGAAGACAAAUAUUAAUAUAUCAUGGCAUGGCGAAGAUUGUGUUCACUCACACACACACACACACACUUUCUGUAUUACUUCAAACAUAAUGAUAAAAUCUUCUCUGUAUCAGUUGCUGUCCUUCUCAUUCAAAGCCACAGACACUCGUACACACACACGGACACACACACAUACACUCGCACACUACCUCAUCCAUCAUCCAGACCAGAUCAGUGCUUUUGAGGUUGGAGUGAAUGGGCAUGAAAGAGAGACAGAGAGAGAGAAUUGUGAAUAUAAGGGGAAGAGCAAAUAUAACACAUCUAUGUUUAAUUCUAAACAUACUUAAUCUUUAGUGUAUUGAGUACUACUCAUGCCUAGAUACUGUACAUAUGAGGUUUAAGGGUAAUAGUUUAUUACAAAUGUUUAAAAUAUAAAAAGAAUUUUAACAUACAUCGAAGAUACUAUCUCAGUGAUCUUUUGGAGGCAUGCAGUUCUAUUGUAAUGUGAGAAAAAAAAAUAUUGUUUCAGAAUAAAACACAAAAAUAAACAGG